CAUGCUCGUUCCUCAAUUAACAAGUGUAAAGCUCACAAACCUAGCAAGCAGCAAAAGUUCCAAGAAUACACAAGCACAUCAGUCCUCAAGACAAACUUGAACAACAUCUGCAAGUCUGAUAAAUUUGUCAAGAAGUUACAAGAAGCGGUGUCACAUGUCUCUCAAGUAGUAUAUGCUGGUGCUAUGUUUGCAAACUACUUUUUGUUGCAUCAAUUGAAGAAUGGUCAACAGUCUUCCACCAUGUCUCAUUCUUUGUAUUAC
Messenger RNA from Gilbertella persicaria, 261 nucleotides. RefSeq lists its product as uncharacterized. NCBI's taxonomy places the organism in Eukaryota, Fungi, Mucoromycota, Mucoromycetes, Mucorales, Choanephoraceae. The transcript has a single exon. The annotation marks the transcript as partial. The record is from RefSeq and is a predicted model, not a curated record.